Messenger RNA from Leguminivora glycinivorella, 1785 nucleotides. RefSeq lists its product as uncharacterized. Bases 27 to 1532 code for a protein of 501 amino acids. The record is from RefSeq and is a predicted model, not a curated record. NCBI's taxonomy places the organism in Eukaryota, Metazoa, Arthropoda, Insecta, Lepidoptera, Tortricidae. The transcript has 2 exons.
UAUUCAUUUUCUAGUUGCCAAAUGACAUGGAUAAUUAUAUGGAGUAUCACAUCAUGGGUUCUGUGGCAAAAAUUAGGAUGAAGCCAGGGUGUAUACCCACCAGGUUUGACUGCCAACCAGAUAGAAGAAAACGAGCCUCAGCUGAAACCAUCCACCGACCAUAUAUUACAAAAAAACAAAGACAAGAUAUUAUUCAAGAAUCUAUAAAAGAUCUGGAAGAGAAAAGUAUUAUAAACAAACCCUUAGAGCUAGAAGAGACAUCAGUUGGAAGUUCAGCUGUGCAUGGAGAUGAAGUUAUAGAAAAUAUUACACAGGAAAAAGAUAAGACAGCAAAUAAAUCAAUCCAAGUUUACAUGACACACAAAUUCAGAAGCAAAGCCGUUCAAUCUGGAGUUAAAAUUGUAAACCAGAUGACAUCACCAUUGAAACAGGAUCGCCAAUCUGUCUCUACAUCGCCAUUUAAGAUAACUAGAUGCACUUCCAAAAUCAAACCAACCACAUCAAACAUACACAUAAGUUCAAGAAAAAUAUUUGUAGAUGAAGCCCAGUCUGAUAGUGAUAUUUCGUAUACACCAUCGAUAAUGGAUGAAGGUACAUCACAAACUAUAUCUGUUCAAACAAAUUCAACUUCAGAUUGCAGUGAGUUGCUACAAGAUGAUAAACAGAAAGAGGCAGCUCUAAUGCUGCAGUGUACACUACUUAAAAUCAACAGAAAUCCUCGCUGUUAUAUAGGUGUUCCUAAAGACUGUCAUUAUUUAUUAGGUCUAAUCGAAGAAUACACAAAUAUUCCUCCAGUUCAUUUUCUCAUGUGUUUAAAAAAGAUUAGAUUAAAUAACUCAUUCAGAGAGCUCGCUGAUGAUUUUUCCAUGACACCAAGUUAUGCUAGUAAGAUAUUUCUUAAAAAUGUUCCUUUGUUGGCUAGUGUCAUGCGUGCUUUUAUUGUAAAAUUAGAUAAAUAUAAUAUAAAAAAUAAUUUACCAAUGGCGUUCAGACAUAAAUAUUAUCAUGUAAGUUGCAUCAUUGACUGCUUAGAAAUAGAAAUACAGAAGCCCUCGAAAGCUGUAAAUCAAUCUCUCUCCUGGUCUGAAUACAAAAAGGCUAAUACUAUCAAGUAUCUUAUCUCCUGCACUCCAAAUGGUCUAGUAAAUUUUAUAUCACCUGGGUAUGGAGGAAGAGUAACAGACACAUGUUUGGUAGAAUCAUGUGAUUUUAUUAAAUGUUUGCAACCAAGCAUGUGUGUGAUGGCUGAUAGAGGUUUUAAGCAUGUAGAAUCAUAUUUACUCAAACAAGGAGUAAAAUUAGUGCGACCUCCAAGUGUUGUAAAAGGUUCUAAGCUUUCAAAGACCGAGGUGAGGGAAACUAAACAAAUUGCUAGCCUAAGAAUACACAUAGAGAGAGUGAUUCGCCGCUUGAGAGAAUUUAGUUUACUGAAACCACACGCAUGUGUGAAUCACAAUUUAGUUAGAGUACUUGAUGAUAGUAUAACCAUUGCAUGUGGUUUAAUAAAUUUACAGGAUUCUUUAAUUAAAUAGGUAGCCUAUGAUAGCUGUAAUUGAACUGUAUAGGUGAAAAACUUAAGAAAGUCACCUGUUGUAUGUGUGAGUGACGUGUUGGAAUAGAUAACACAUAUUUAUAAUUAGUAACACAAACAAAACAAACGCCUAUUCGAACACGUCACUCACACAUACAACAGGUGACUUUCUUAAGUUUUUCACCUAUAAUAUCUUGUACCUACCUUUAUGCAAUAACCUGAUUUAAUUAGGAAAAAAUAAAAGUAAAAAUUCA